AUGAAUCAUGUCUCCAAUCUGAGCCGCAAUAAUACAAGAAGGCGAAAUAAGGAUAGACAAGUCGAAGAUGAAAAUGAACCUUUAAUUCCGUCAGCUUUGAUGGAUCAAGCUACACAGCGAAUCUUAUUAGUUACACUCUUUAUAUUGCUUCAAAGCUUUAAGAUUAGAGACAGUCUAUUCUUGAAGCUAUAUUAUUCUGAGAAUGGUGCAUUAGGAACUUCUACAGGUAAUUUCAUGUUUGUUUUAAAAUAUGCUGUACUAGAUGGAUUGUUUUUAUGGUUGUUACCAAUUUUAAAUAUCGAGUAUAUUACAUUCUCACCAUUCAAGACUCUUAUUUUGACCCUAUUUUUGAAUGCAACGACGAUAUUACUAGUCAGUGAUAUAUCAAACACCAUUAUAUCCGCUUCAUCGAGUCUGAUUUUGCCGCUUUUAAAAUUUUUUGUUAACAGGAAAGAACUUACAAUUGGUGGAGAUUCAGUUAGUCCUAGUAAUUUUGUUGAUAUGAACUCACAUUUCAAGGGUAGGUAUACAAUUCAUUAUUUGCCUGACUCUUCUGUUAAAUUCAACCCAUUUCAUUUUGAUAAACUUUGCAUAGAUACUCAUGACGGUAACUUCUUGAAGAUGCCAAUUCAGUUUAAUACUACUACUGAGCUUGGUUCCUUAAAAAUUGAACAUAUUAAGCCUAAUAAUGAGAGCUCAUAUAUAUCUUAUUCACACAGGGGACUAAGUAAACUACUAAAAGAGGACCAUUCUCAUUUGAAGAAGUAUCCUGAUUUUGUAUCUGAAGACCGUAUAUUUUACAUCGAAGUUCCAAUCAGUGAACCUGGAAGUUAUAGAAUAGCAAAUGUUAAGGACACAAAUGGAGCCAAUAUCAGAUCAUACAAAUCAGAAUUUACAUGGACUUAUUGUCCUUCUGCCAAUUUUGAAUAUGCAGCCAACUUUAAUCCAAGCGCUAAUUAUAAGUGUUUAAAUGAUCAAGAUAAAAACUUUAAUGCCCCUCAAGUUAUAAUUCGAGGAGUUCAACCGAUUUCUGUAAAAUUGGACAUGGUGCUUAAUGGAGAAAGAAUAAAUACACUCAAUUAUACAAUUGACGAGACAAACAUUGCUUUCAAGGAUUUGAAUCGGCUCAACUACUCAACAUCUAUUCGUGAUAUAAUAACAGAAGCCUCAUCUAAAUUCUUGGAGACGUUUUCGAAAACGAGAGCGACAAAAUUGGAAUUUCAAUUGAAUGAAGUAACUGAUUAUUUUGGCAAUUCAAAAAGGUAUAAUCCUUCAUCGCGGGAUAAGGAUGUCUGGUAUUGGGUUGACCUCAAGCCGUCGCCAAAGAUUCUGUUAGAAGACCCCAAGCCUGAUAAUCUUUUGCUCAUUAAUGGAUCCAAGUUACUUUCGGUUAGUAUUGAUGAAUCAAUUUCACAGGAUGACUUCCCUUUGAUAGUUGAUUUUUCUUAUAUAAAUUCAAAGAGUGAUCUCUUAUCGUUUAACUUUACAAAAACUUUUAAGGAUAUAAAUGAGUUAAGAAGUGGUCUUGAAGUUGAAAAACCGGGUGAAUACUAUAUCUUAGCAUCACAAAACAAGUUCUGUGCAUGUAAAACUCUGUCAGAGAGGGUUCUGAUCAGAAAUGCAUUGCUACCUGAUCUUAAUAUCCAUGCGAAGCCGCUGAUUGACAAAUGUCUUGGUAUGACUGGGUAUGAUUUCCAAUUUACCGUUCAAGGAAAGGCGCCUUUCGAAAUACAAUACCACGUAUAUCAAAAUCAAUCAAAUGGCAUACUAAAGCCUGUGCAUAAUGAAAAAGGACUCACCAACAGAGUGCUUAAGUCUUUCAGCAAAGAUUUCGAAUUCAAAUAUUCCCCACCAGGAGAAGGAAAUUAUAUCGUUGUAUUUGACGGAAUAAAGGAUUCCAACUACAAAAAGAAGAUGAUCCCAUUGAAUAAGACAUUGUACACAUAUCUGACCCAUUUCAAUCAAAGAUCUUCGGCAUCUUUCCGCGAUCACUCUCGAUCGCGCAGAAUCGAAAAAGCUUGUUUAGGUGAUUCUGUUGAAAUACCGUUGUCUCUUUCUGGAAAUUUUCCAUUCCAUUUCGAGAUCAUUAUUCAGAAUCUUAAAACUGGACAAAAUAUUAUGAAGAAACGACAAGUUUCCACCAACUCGUCUACCUACAUGAUUUCUACGCCUGCGCUAGUUAAAGGCGGUGACUAUGAAAUAAAGUUGUUAAACCUCAAGGAUGGCUUGUCGUGUAAUGUAGCUUAUGACAGCGACGAGUCAGUCAUUGUGAAAGUUAGAAACGAUGUUCCUCAGUUAAAUUUUGCAUCAUCCUCCAAAGAGCUUAAAUUGAUACGCGGAGAGUCUUUGACUAUACCUUUACAAUUAGAAUCUUCUUCGAGCAAUAAUGCAAGAAAUCACCUUAUUUACAGUUUUGAGGAUUUAAAUUCCAAAGCUAGUGAACGAACGAGUCAAAAUUUAGAAUUCCUUCAAGUUCGGGAAGCAGGCGUUUACAAAUUACUUUCUUUCACAAAUGAUGGUUGUAAUGGCAGAAUAGGAACUUUAGAUACUGUCGCGAUUUCGUACUACCCAAAGCCAAACAUGACAGUUAUAACGAAAGAUACUUUGAAACAGCACUUUGAGGAAAAGUUUUUACAUCUUGAGCCAAGAUGCCAAAACUGUGUUAAUAAACUCGACCUUCGUCUCACAGGAGUAAAACCAUUUAUAGUUGACUACGAAAUUAGAUUUCCCAACGGUAGAAAAGAAUCUCGCAGUAUGACGUCCCACGACGAAAACAUUUCUAUCAACCUUCAAACCAGCCAGAGUGGUUCGUAUGAGCAUCGUUUUAUGGGGGUUUAUGAUAAGUUAUACACAAAAGAGAAGACGCAAAAUGUUCCGGAUAUAAGUCUACCCACGAUUAGAUAUGAUGUGAAUCCCACCCCAAGCUCUAGCUUUGAUGAUCCCAAACGACUUCAUAUUUGCGAAGCUAAUUUGGAUACUGACAUGAAAAUUCCAGUAAACUUUAAAGGAGAAUACCCCUUCGCUUUAAAUGUUUCUUUAAGUAAUACUAAUGGUGCUUUAAUCAAUCACUUCAAUGUUCAUGAUAUUCAAGAGCCUGCACUCGAGCUUUCCAAUUUCAUAAGAGGUAUGAAACCUGGUGAUUAUAAAUUAACCAUGACCCAAAUUCGUGAUUCUAACGGCUGUCAGAAUAAUGAUAUCGCUCUUAAAAACACUGCAUUGGUGUCAAUUACAAAAGUACCAAAUAUAGUCAAGUCAUACCCAAAAUCUCACUAUUGUGUUGGAGAUCAUAUUUCUUACAAUGUGACAGGGAUAUCCCCCUUCACGAUAUAUUAUGAGUUUGAAGGUAAAGUCCAAAAGGCGCGGCUGGAGCACAGGUUUCAGAGGUUAGCAUCAAAACCAGGAGAACUUUCCAUUGUUGGUGUUCUGGACUCCUCAGAUAGCAAUUGUUUGGUUAAUGUUUCAAGAGCAAGUACCGCAUUCGAAGAUCUCAAAUUACACAUUUACGAUCUUCCUUCAGUCGAAUUAAAUGAAGGGGAUAUAAUUUCUCGCGAUCUUCAUCAAGGCGAUCAAACGGAGAUUCACUUUUCCUUUUCAGGUACGCCACCCUUUAGACUUACUUAUACCAGAACGUCUGAACUGAGAUCCAAACCUAAGAAUAGUAAAAGCGGUAGAAAGGACGAUUAUACAGUCGAGACAAAAACGAUAGAAGGAAUCUGGGAAUAUAAAUAUACUAUAACUGCUAGUUUAGAAGGUACAUACGAGGCAGUCGAAGUUCUGGAUGCUUUCUGUGUUGCAACAAGGUAUAGUCAAGAGCCACAUAGUUGGUCAACGAAGUAA
Priceomyces carsonii is the source of this 3837-nucleotide messenger RNA. It is a transcript of the gene POM152, whose product is annotated as Pom152p. Gene Ontology annotation, molecular function: structural constituent of nuclear pore. The record is from RefSeq and is a predicted model, not a curated record. Gene Ontology annotation, cellular component: nuclear pore transmembrane ring. The transcript has a single exon. NCBI's taxonomy places the organism in Eukaryota, Fungi, Ascomycota, Pichiomycetes, Serinales, Debaryomycetaceae. Bases 1 to 3837 code for a protein of 1278 amino acids. Gene Ontology annotation, biological process: protein import into nucleus; nuclear pore organization.